Mauremys reevesii (Reeves's turtle) is the source of this 3888-nucleotide messenger RNA. RefSeq names its product solute carrier family 9 member A3 (gene SLC9A3). Gene Ontology annotation, cellular component: brush border membrane; apical plasma membrane. Gene Ontology annotation, molecular function: sodium:proton antiporter activity. Gene Ontology annotation, biological process: sodium ion transport; regulation of pH; proton transmembrane transport. The transcript has 22 exons. The record is from RefSeq and is a predicted model, not a curated record. NCBI's taxonomy places the organism in Eukaryota, Metazoa, Chordata, Testudines, Geoemydidae. The coding region runs from base 1456 to 3756 and encodes 766 amino acids.
UGUGAUGGGGGCAUUUACCUCACACAGAUGGUGAAACAGUUAAGGUGGGCUGGCGAGGCCAAUUAACACACCUGAUUUCACCUACAGGGUGGGCCAGGCCUAUUUAAAAAUGAAGCUCGGCUAGAGAGGAGUUGGGUGGUUUCUAUAAAAGGAGGAAAACCAAAGCAGGAGGAGGCUACAUGGAAAGACCUCUGCAGUCCCUCUCUGAGUACCAGAGACUGUAUGCAGGAGGUACAGAGAUGUCACUGGGAUGGAACAUGCUCUGCCAGUGAGCACUGGAAAAAAAAAGGGGGGGGGGCAGGACCUGGACUCCAGGAAAGAAAUCCAGCAAGGCACUCAACUGAAGAGCUUCAGGAGGGAGUUUAUAUGCCUGGGGCAGGUUCUGAUGGAAGAGUGAAAGGAACUUCUUGAGUGGACUUGAUAAAAGCCAACAGAUAGGCAGACAAUAUUAGGGAUAGACAGACGAGGAGGAUCCAAAGAAGAGGCAAGGCUCCAGGGAAGUAACUUGUGAGAGUGAGCAUUCUCCAGAAGAAUAGAAAGCUGGGGGAGACUCCAGGAUGGACUAAAAAUUUAAACCUGAAGGAAGGGGCAGAAGUUGCUUUCGUUUUGGUUUGUAUUUCGCUUUUGAGUUUGGUUGAAAUACUCCAGGGAAAAGUCCUAGGGCCAGUAUUCUGACAGAAAAAGGGAAUGGAAGAGGAGCCCUGGAAGGGCAGGAGAUGUCAUAUUGAUGACCAGUGCUGUGUGGGACAAGGUCCCUUUGGGACGUUGAUACUGUGGAAGAGGAGAGUCUUUAACGUGGCCUGGCUGGAGAUCUGAGUCACAGGAGAGACACUGCAGUGCCAGAGUGGAUGUCAGCAGGGAGUGCUAGAUGAGCAAAGACUUAAUACCCACACCCAGCCAUAAGAGGGUACAUCAGUAAUGAGUCCACUCUUCUAUGGCCAUUUAAUACUGCAGAAUCCAGGCUUGAUUUGAAGAAAAAAAAAAAGUACCAAGUGCACAGAUGGUAUACCAAUUAAAGAAAAAACAUCAGUCUGAUUACACUAUCCUGACUGGAAGUGAAGUGAGGAAGGAAAGGGGGAGCAACACUGACUUCCCCAAAAGAGCACUUUGGAGAAUGAAAAAAAUCCAAAAACAACAAUCCCAAAUCCAAAGGGGAAGUCCAGCUCAGACCAGUGAUUAGAAAGGACAAUUACCAAGAGCUAUCGUGAUGUUGACAGGGAAACAAGCGGACCCAGUGAAUGGAAUUCAAACUCCUGUAACCUAGUGCGCUGAACAUCGAUGGGACCCAUUCCUAGUCUGAUUCCAGGUUGUAAAGCCUAUUAAGCUUCGAUUGUUGCCUGGGACCUCAAUCCUCCAGCUAGUUGAAAGCCAUCGGAGAGGAGCUCCAGGGAGUCCCUUGAUGUUCCUCUGGGUCUGAAGAAGAGUAGAUGGUAUGUCAGGGGACAGUAGCUGAAGAUGGAUGAUGUUUUCCACUUGUCCCACAAAGUCACCCGGGUGGUUCCAGAGAGCGCUCUGCUGAUUGUCCUUGGCCUCUUUCUGGGCGGUAUCGUGUGGGCUGCAGACCACAUUGCCUCCUUCACCCUUACGCCAAAUGUAUUUUUCUUCUACCUGCUGCCACCCAUUGUCUUAGAUGCUGGAUACUUCAUGCCAAACAAAUUGUUUUUUGGAAAUCUUGGUACCAUCCUUCUGUAUGCUGUAAUCGGGACUGUAUGGAAUGCUGCCACAACAGGCAUGUCUCUCUAUGGUGUCUACCUGAGUGGAAUAAUGGGCCAGCUUGACAUUGGGCUACUGGACUUUCUUCUGUUUGGCAGUCUGAUAGCUGCAGUGGACCCUGUGGCUGUACUGGCCGUGUUUGAAGAAGUUCAUGUCAACGAAGUUCUGUUUAUUAUUGUUUUUGGAGAAUCUCUGCUGAACGAUGCUGUAACUGUGGUGCUGUACAAUGUGUUUGAUUCUUUCGUUGCAAUGGGAGCUGAUAACGUGACUGGGGAGGACUGCGUAAAAGGCAUUGUGUCUUUCUUUGUGGUGAGCCUGGGUGGAACAUUUGUUGGCAUUGUCUUUGCGUUCCUGCUUUCCCUGGUCACUCGCUUCACCAAGCAUGUCAGAAUCAUUGAACCUGGAUUUGUGUUUGUGAUCUCAUACCUGUCCUACCUCACAGCAGAGAUGCUUUCUCUUUCUGCCAUCCUUGCGAUAACUUUCUGUGGUGUCUGCUGUCAAAAAUACGUCAAGGCUAAUAUUUGUGAUCAGUCUUCUACCACCGUGAGGUACACCAUGAAAAUGUUGGCAAGUGGAUCUGAGACUAUUAUAUUCAUGUUCCUGGGAAUUUCAGCUGUAAAUCCAGACAUCUGGACGUGGAACACAGCUUUUAUACUAUUGACUUUGGUCUUUAUCUCAGUGUACAGAAUCAUUGGUGUAGUGAUACAGACAUGGGUUCUAAACCACUACAGAGUGGUCCAGCUGGAAAUAAUAGAUCAAGUGGUAAUGUCGUAUGGUGGACUACGGGGAGCUGUUGCUUUUGCUCUAGUUGCACUUCUGGAUGAGAAAAAAGUGAAAGAGAAAAACCUAUUUGUCAGCACAACUAUCAUUGUUGUGUUCUUUACUGUUAUAUUCCAGGGUUUGACAAUCAAGCCUUUGGUACAGUGGCUAAAAGUGAAGAGAAGUGAGCACAGAGAGCCCAAACUGAAUGAGAAACUCCAUGGCAGAGCUUUUGAUCACAUUCUUUCUGCUGUUGAAGACAUAUCUGGACAAAUAGGACAUAAUUAUCUGCGAGACAAGUGGUCCAAUUUUGAUCGGAAAAUCCUCAGUAAAGUACUGAUGAGAAGGUCUGCUCAAAAAUCAAGAGACCAGAUUCUUAAUAUUUUCCAUGAGCUCAACCUGAAGGAUGCUAUUAGCUAUGUGGCUGAGGGAGAGCGUAGAGGUUCCCUGGCUUUUAUUCGUUCUUCAAGUACUGACAACAUGGUCAAUGUGGACUUCAGCACUCCUCGACCAAGUACUGUAGAGGCCUCUGUCUCCUGUUUACUGAGAGAAAAAGCCAGCUCCGUUUGUCUUGAUAUGCAAGCCUUAGAGCAGAGGAGAAAAAGCAUACGAGAUACAGAGGAUACAGUCACUCACCACACACUGCAGCAGUACCUCUACAAACCCAGACAAGAGCACAUACAUCUGUACAGUCGGCACGAGAUCAUUCAGAAUGAAGACGAAAAACAAGACAAGGAGAUUUUCCACAGGACAAUGAGGAAGCGCUUAGAGUCUUUCAAGAGUACCAAACUAGGAAUAAACCAGCCCAAAAAGCUCAACAAAAGCCACAAGAGAGACCGGGGCCAAAAAAGGAGAAAUAGUAAUGCCAUACCAAAUGGAAAAAUACCUUCAGAAAAUCCAGUGCAAGAUUUUACUUUGAAGGAAAAAGAUGUGGAAUUUUCUGAUCCAGAAGAAAAUUAUGAAUCUCUUCAUAUGGACAAAGGAGUUGACUUUUUAGCUAAUGUCACCAAGCAGAAUUGCACAGAUGCUACCUCUGGAAUUGAUAACCCAGCAUUUUCAGCUGAUGAUGAUCAAAGUAUCUACAUGAAGUUCCCGCCAUGGUUAACUGAUGAAGAUUCUGUAGUACCAUCACAAAGGGCCCGAGUACAGUUACCGUAUUCUCCAGACAACUUCAGACGGCUCACCCCCUUUCGCCUCAGCAAUAAGUCUGUAGAUUCCUUUUUGCUAGCAGAUGGCCCAGAGGAGCGACCCAGAGCUUUCCUCCCAGAAACAACAAAUAUGUGACACGAGCCAUAGUGCUGCAGUGACAGGAUACUCUUUCUCAGAUGAGAAACUGCUGCCUUGGAAACCUGACCAAGCAAAACAAAAUGCUUCUGUUUCUGAGACAUCCCUCCACUUCAUUCCAUCUUGCCUUCA